Messenger RNA from Calypte anna (Anna's hummingbird), 966 nucleotides. It is a transcript of the gene PERCC1, whose product is annotated as proline and glutamate rich with coiled coil 1. Lineage: Eukaryota; Metazoa; Chordata; Aves; Apodiformes; Trochilidae. The record is from RefSeq and is a predicted model, not a curated record. The coding region runs from base 56 to 817 and encodes 253 amino acids. The transcript is spliced from 2 exons.
AUAAAUACUUCAGGCCCAGGUGGAGGGACGGCGAAGGGGAGCAGCGCGGGAGCCUAUGCAUGGCCGGGCGGCCGCCCCGAGGGUGACUCCGGGGCCCGCAGUGCCCCUGCGUGCUGACAUGGCUGCGGGUGUCAUCCGUGCCCUGCCCGAGCUGCGGAUGCCCUCAUCCUUCCCACACAGCCUCCUGCUGCCCGCACGCCCCGAGCCCGACUUCCCCGAUCUCCCUGAGGAGGAGGAAGAGGAGGAGGAGGAAGAAGAGGAGGAGGAGACAUUGGAGGAGAGCGCGGGCGCGGAGCUGGCUGUGCCCAGCACCCCCGAGACCACCCUGCAGCUCCUCAAGUUUUCGGAGCUCAUCAGCUGUGACAUCCAGCGCUACUUCGGGCGGCGGGGCCGGGAGGAGCCCAGCACCAGCCGCACCGUGCCCGAGGACUGCGGCUCUCCUCAGCGUGCCCAGGCCCAGCCCGAGGUUCCGGUACCGCCGGGCAGCCCCGGGGCUCGGUUGGGACCGCUGGCCGAGCUCUUCGAGUACGGCGUGCACCGGUGUCUGCCACCCCGGGCGGCCGGCGGCAAAACGCAGCGGCUGGAGAGGAAAUACGGGCACAUCACCCCCAUGCACUGCAGGAAGCUGCCGCCCUCCUUCUGGAGGGAGCCGGGGCCCGGCCCCAGCGGCCUCCUCCACGCCGGCACCCCCGACUUCAGCGACCUCCUGGCACACUGGACGGUGGAGCCGGGGCUGGAGCUGCCGGGCACCGGGCGGGAGCCGCCGCCCCAGCCGGGUCGCUCGGGGCUGGAGGCUGAGCCCUUCCCUGGGCUGUGACCCCACGGUGGCCCCGGGGGCCCCCAGCCUCGCCACGUGCCGCCCGGUUAAUGAUAAACCCCAGCGGCACCGGUGCCAGCGCCACGGCACCUGGAGCCGCCGGGUCGGUGCCGGUGCUGAUGGGACGAGUGAAUAAAUGACUCCCCGCC